Molecule: messenger RNA, 2054 nt
Organism: Penaeus indicus
Lineage: Eukaryota; Metazoa; Arthropoda; Malacostraca; Decapoda; Penaeidae
Product: RUN and FYVE domain-containing protein 2-like
Exons: 7
Coding region: 119-1405 (428 amino acids)
Cellular component (GO): cytoplasm
Source: RefSeq, a predicted model, not a curated record
CUUACUCUGACUUUUCACUCCAGAGCGGGAUCCUGUGAGCAUUGAACGCAGUAACCUUGUAAAUAUCUGCAAACUGGUGGUCAAGGAGCUGAUCGAGUCUUCCCUCAAGUUUGGACGUAUGUUGGAUUCAGAUUCUGUGCCUCUGCAGCAUUUCUUUAUCGUCUUAGAACAUGUUUUACGCCACGGGCUCAAACCUAAACGGGGUAUCUUAGGACCAAAAAAGGAAUUGUGGGACCUCUUCCAAAUGGUGGAAAAAUGGAGCUAUGAAGCGCAAGACAUCACAGCCAGUGUACGUGAUUUACCAACAGUCAAAACCCAUAUUGGGAGGGCACGAGCCUGGCUUCGCUUAGCCUUAAUGCAGAAGAAACUGGCUGAUUAUUUCCGGCUCUUGAUUGAGAGACGGGAUGAUCUACUCACAGAAUUUUACGAGCCUGGAGCCCUCAUGCUAGCUGAUGAAGCCAUUGUUAUCAUGGGCCUCUUGGUUGGACUGAAUGUCAUUGACUGUAAUUUAUGUGUAAAGGAAGAAGAUUUAGACAGCCAAAUGGGUGUCAUAGACUUUUCUUUGUAUCUCCGAAAUGCUGGAGGAGAAGCCAGCCCUGAUGACAGUCCGGAACAGACAGACAUGACAACCGUAUUGGACCAGAAAAACUACAUUGAAGAGCUUAAUCGCCAUCUGAAUGCUACAGUCACAGACCUACAAGCAAAAAUGGAGACUCUUACCACCACAAAUGCACUGAUGAAAGAGGACCUGGCCAUUGCAAAAAACUCAAUAUUGCAUUUGCAAGAGGAUAAUGACCGUUUGCGUAAGGACAAGGGGCUCCCAACUCAGCAACAGCAAGAACAGUUAGAUAGGGAGGCCAAGAAAGCUAGUCGCAUUAGUGUCAUUGGAUGCGAGGAAGAAAUGCAGGACCUUAAACAACAACUGGAAGAAGAAAGUGCUCAUAGGAAGCAGGUUGAGAGAGAACUUGAACUCCAGAUUCAAAUGAAAGCUGAGAGCGAAAUGGCAGCAAAAUUGUUGGAGAAGGACAUUCAUGAAAAGCAGGACACCAUCAUUUCCCUACGACGGCAGUUGGAUGAUAUCAAAGUCAUCAAUUUGGAGAUGUACAAGAAAUUACAGGAAUGUGAGAGCUCAUUAAAACAGAAAACUGAACUCAUCGGUCGGCUGGAGGCCAAGGCAGCUGAAAUGGCAGAGACCAUACGCAAUUUGGAGGCACAGUAUGUAUUCCAAGGUCCCCAGUCUUCUAAUGAUCCCUCACAAGUAGGGCACAGAGCUCGGUCCAAGUCGUAUUAUGGGUCAGUGUCCAAUAAUGAAGGUGAUGAGAAGGAGGAAGGAGAGGGACACAAAGGGGUUGGGAAAUCUUUGAGCAUGUCGGAGCUUCAAAACAGGGCAACUGGUGACUUGUGAUAUGAAUAUUAAGGGAUGCUAAGUAGCAUAACUAUGAUGAUGAUGAUGAUGAUGAUGAUGAUGAUUAUGAUGAUGAUCUAAUAUGAGUUAUAUAUAAUGAAAACCGCUUUUUUAUGUACGGCUAUGAUUAUUGAUUUGCUGUGAUUUACAUACCUUGCAUAGACAUUCAACAUGGUACCUAGUCACUUCUUAACUCUGACACUGUGUGAGCUAUGAUAGUAUUGAACACAACCAAGAUAUGGACAAUUAUGCUGAUUUUUUUACACACUUUCUUAGGAAGCAGGAGAAUAAUUUGAUUUCUGUCAUGUUCAGUAGCCAUGGGUGUCAUUCACUUGUAAUAAAAAAGAAAUUAUAACAAAUUCUAAUAUAGAAUUUUAUAUGUAAUCUUCAUUCUUCUUGAUUGGGAGAGUAGGAAUGCUUCAUUAGAUAAACAAAAAUUGGCAAACCUUCAGCCCAGUGUUGUAUAUUAUCAGCUGAGGCAGCCAUGAUCACCUAAGGAACUUUGUGCUGAUAAAGUAACACAUUUACGCUGAAGCUGUGCCCCCCCCACUUUACCAAUGUUUGUUGUGAUAACGUUGUAGUAUUAUAUCAAUGCAUAAGAUGUACCACACCUAUCAGAUAUUGCCAAAUAAAGGAAAUUAUAACCUAA